Molecule: messenger RNA, 5795 nt
Organism: Corythoichthys intestinalis (scribbled pipefish)
Lineage: Eukaryota; Metazoa; Chordata; Actinopteri; Syngnathiformes; Syngnathidae
Gene: rras
Product: RAS related
Exons: 6
Coding region: 481-1074 (197 amino acids)
Biological process (GO): Ras protein signal transduction
Cellular component (GO): plasma membrane
Molecular function (GO): GTP binding; GTPase activity; GDP binding
Source: RefSeq, a predicted model, not a curated record
GUUCCAGAAGAAAUUUUAAUUAACUUAAAAAAGAAUAUACGCAUUUUGCCUCGGUAAUCUCUUAGACUAAGCGAAGGGACUGUCGAGUGAGCAAAAAACGUCGUGUGCGUAUGCGUGUGUUAGCUUGACUUUCUCCACAAGGAAAAGAGGAAGCAGUUCCGCCCUCGCAAGCCGCCGUGACUUUAGAUAGCAGAGGGAAAGCAAAGAAGCAAAACGACGACUGCGUUCAAAGAGUCAAACUUCUCAGAAAAAAAAUUCCGCGGUUUUGUAACUGUCCUUUGUUGAGCUAACAUUCCGGGGAUUUUUCCCGUUCCCAGUUGGUGGUGCGUUUAUAACCUAGUAAAAAUGAAAUUCACGUUACCAGCUGAAGUUUGAAGUUGUUCUCGUACAACUAACCGCUCGCUAUCAGGAUUGGAUUUGAACUUUGAGCUAGUCGGUUGACAGAUUUUGUUGCUAUUAGUCCGGACAAGUUAAAAAAAAAUGAGCGGAGAGGAAGAAAGAUUCAAACUGGUGGUGGUGGGAGGUGGAGGAGUUGGGAAGAGCGCCCUGACCAUCCAGUUCAUUCAGUCCUACUUUGUGUCAGACUACGACCCGACCAUUGAAGAUUCCUAUACGAAGAUCUGCACUGUGGAUGGAAAGGAGACCCGUCUGGACAUCUUGGAUACAGCAGGUCAGGAAGAGUUUGGGGCAAUGAGAGAGCAGUACAUGCGCUCGGGAGAAGGCUUCUUGCUCGUGUUUGCACUCAACGACCGGGGGAGCUACCAUGAAGUCCAGAAGUUUCACACCCAGAUCCUUCGAGUGAAGGAUCGGGACGACUUCCCCAUGCUGCUGGUCGGAAACAAGGCAGACCUGGAGCAACAAAGAGUGAUAUCCAGGGAGGACGCUCAGGCAUUUGCCAGAGAAAAUAGGAUCCACUAUAUGGAGGCUUCAGCUAAGAAUCGCUACAAUGUGGAUGAAGCCUUCUUGGAGCUAGUGCGAAUUGUCAGAAGGUUUCAGGAAAUGGAGUGUCCUCCCCCUCCUACUCAUCAUACUGGGAAGCAGAAGAGUGGUGGCUGUCCCUGCGUUCUUCUCUAAGCAGCCUUCCUAAGGACACCAAAGCCUCUCCAGCUUGUCCAAAAAAAGAAGUGGGUUAGAUUGAGGGAGAGAUGGAAUUAAAAGGUGCAUUAUUUAUCCAUGUAAUGGAUUCAUUUGCACUUUUACCAAAAGCAAUUUAUAAUUCCAUAUCAUUAUUUUAGUUUAAGGGAAGAGCUUUCAACAGCAGCAAGAAUAGUUCUGUUGGAGACAUGGGAUAAUAAUGACGUGACUGUAUAUAGUUACAGUCCAUAAAAAGACACCCUCAUAUUACGACGUGCUAUAAAUAUUUUGUUGCUGUUGUGGCAUUCGGGUACUGGUGUCAGCGAGACGUCACCGCAUUAGGUACUCUAACUCCUGCCGUAAUGCUGAGUUAGUUAAUGCAGAAAAAUCAAUCUACGUACAGUAACAGAAAUGAUGUGUGUCACACCCAAUCAUGACGCAUCAUUGCGUGGUAAUGUUCCAAGCUGUCCUGCAGGGGGUAGCAGAUCACAGCAGCAGCAAAGCAUUGGAACAGCAAAUGAGUUAGAACAUUCUGGUAUUUUCUCCAAACAUUUCAGCCAAUAUGACUGCCUCAGACACUGUAAAUAGAGUUCAAAUUAUUUCUCGACAGUAUUCGGAAAGUGGGUUUAUGCAGGGGUGGACUGAACCACAAUUUGACUAAAUUACACACUUAUUCUGCAUUUCAACAUUUGAGAGAUUGGCAACCGAAAUUAUGGUAUAAAUGCGAUGAACGUGGAAACUGACAACUCAAAGAUAUGCACUUGACUUUUAGUGAUGCAGCUUUACCUUUUAUCAAACCUUCAUUGAAUUCCAUAAAUAUAUGCAAAUGGUUUACAAGAAUAUUUUGACCAAAACUAGUUGACGCAUUUAGUUUAUUCAUGCUCAUGCUUUGUAUUAUGAACAUACUGUACAAACCUUGUUGACAUUAACCCUUUCAGGGGCAGUGGUCACCACAGUGGAAAGUUAUUUAAAAGCUGACACUAAAGACGGUGAACAUUUCAAAGGUCAACUGACAAUUUUGGGGCCCUUUCAUGCACAAAUUAUGAUUUUUGGUCUCAAAACUAUAGGGGGCAAUUGCGGCCUGCAGGACACUAUUUUGUGGCCCACAUUUGACAUCUAAUUGUGUGGCUCGCUUGUAUUUUGCUAUGGGCAGUAAAAAAGAAAUGAAUAAUUUUAAAUCAAUUAAAUUAAUUAUUAAAGGAUCUGUUUAGGGCAACAAAACAAAUAGAGAAAAAAAGAAUUUAAAACCACAAAUAAAAAAAAACCCUUUAGUAAUAAUGAAUUUAAAUAAAAUUAUAUUUUAACAUAAAUUGUAAUAAAAAAAAUUUUUAAAAAUGAAAGUAUGAUCCAUGCAUAGGCGGAGUUUGACUUUUGGGGCGGGGGGGCACAAGAUGUUAAUGACCCCGAAACGCAGUGUCAGCAAUCAAAUUAACUACAAGAAUAUUUAUAAUAAUAAGUUGAAAAUGAGCAUUGUUUUUUUUUUUUGUCUCCCGUUAUUAUUGAUUGGAAUUCUAAACCAGGCUGGUUGCAGGACAGCUAUACUUUUCACCAAGAUCAUCAUCCGUUGAAUAUGGUACGCCCGCCGGUGUCGUGCCAAUGUAGUUACCUCAGUCAAAAAUUGUAUCCCCUGGGCGGAGCCAUAUGGAGGUAGAUUUGUGUCUUCAUUAGUCGAUCCAAAAAAAUGCUUCAAUCAAAACAAAAAGUUGCCUCAAUUAAAAUAUAUAUUCAAUUCAAUAUUUCAAUAAAAAAAUGUCACUUCAAUCAAAAAAAACAAAACAAAUGCGUUUCAAUGCAAAAAUAAAUCUGAAACCCCAAAAAUUCAUUUGAAAGCUUUUUAUUUUAUAUAUAUAUUUUUUUAUUUAAGUCAAUUUAAAAAAAAAUUUUUUUUUUUUGAUUAAGUAAUGUUGUUUUGUGUUUGGGCCACAUUUUGGCUAGGACAUUUGUGUCUUUAUUAUUCAAUCAAAAAUUAAGUUGCUUCAUACAAAAAAAUAUAUUUCAAAAGAAAAAUCACUUCAAUCAAAAAAAAAAAAAAUUUCACUCAAAGUUUUUGAAUGCAAAAAAUAUUUGAGGCUCAAAAAUUUGCAUUUGAACACUUAAUUUUUCAUUAAAAAAGUUUUCUUUGAUUUUAGCAAUCCUUUUUGUGUUUGGGCCACAUUACAGGUUGGACAUUUGUGUCGAAAUCAUUUAAUCCUCCAAAAAGUUGCUUCAACCAAAAAAAAAAAAAUUUCAAUCAAAGAAAAAAAUAAUUUGAAAAAUAAAAUUGGCCUCUCCUAUUUUAUUUUAUUUUUUAAAUAAUAUGCAAAGCAAAUGACCGUCCAAGGUGGUAGUCACAUGAUCUGUUCAAAAAAUAAUUUUGACCCAUUAUAAAAAUAUCUUUUUUUGUUCAUUUCAUUCAUUUUUGUUGUUUAUUUUUUUGCUUUGCGAAUUUUACAUAUACAGGAAAGUCAAUUACAUGCAAUGACACUUUUCGGCCACCAAGGGGGGCCUGGCCCUCCUGCCCCCCCUUAAACUCCAAUUAUGAGUCCAUGUGUACUAUUUUGCUUUCAAAAUUUAUCUGUUUUGUUUUGUUGUGGUCCUCACAUAGCUUCACUCUUUGUCUGCCAUUGACGGCAAUAAACGUCUAAUCCAUUUGAACUGGGAGAAGCUGGAAGAGAUCAAAUGAUCCCAGUUCAGUCGCCCAUCCCAGUCAAUAUGGAUUGGACGUCAAAUGCAGUCAAUAGGUGUUUUCAAUAUCUAUUUCUAUAUCUAUUUUUACUAAAUACAACUAUGUUCGAUCAUUCGCCCCUCCCAGUCAAAAUGGACUAGACGUCAAAUACUGUCAAUGGCAGCCAAUGAAUUAAAAGAGUGCCAUGUAAAGGCAUAGACUUCAUCAUGAUAUUGACGGGGCACGGGGCCGAAUAAUAGGAGGGCGUGCAUUCUUGGCGUGGUCUUCAAAGCUGACCAAGUGGAAUUGCAGACAAAGAGCUUUUUUUCGUUGAAAAUUCUUGUGAAUAAAUGCUUAAAUCCCUGAAUUUUUAAUUGAUAUGGACAUAAAAGAGUCUCGAUUCUUGGUUAAAAGCAAAAAAAAAAAAAAAAAAAAACAUGCAGUUAGCAUUUAUUUUACGUAAAUAUGUUGACGUAUGAUGCUAGUCUGUUAGUCAAUGUGGCGGCCGCCUUAUGUAAACGGAGCUUUUCCGGUGAACAUUUUUGUGAAUAAAUGGUUAAAUCCCUGAAUUCUUUAUAGAUAUGGACGUGAAACAGUCUCGAUUCUUGGUUAAAAGCAAAAAAGAAAAAAAAACAUGCAGUUAGCAUUUAUUUUACGUAAAUAUGUCGAAGGAUGAUGCUAGUCUGUCAGUCAGUGUGGCGGCCGCCAUAUGUAAACAGCUUUCCGGUGAAAAUUCUUGUGAAUAAAUGCUUAAAUCCCUGAAUUCUUUAUACUGUAGAUAUGGACGUAAAACAGUCUCGAUCCUUGGUUAAAAAAAAAAAAAAAAAAAAACGUGCUGUUAGCAUUUAUUUCACAUAAAUAUGUCGAAGUACGAUGCUAGUCUGUCAGUCAAUGUGGUGGCCGCCAUAUGUAAACAGAGCUUUUCCAUUGAAAAUGCUUGUGAAUAAAUGGUUAAAUCCCUGAAUUCUUUAUAGAUAUGGACGUAAAACAGUCUCCAUCCUUGGUUAAAAGCACAAAAAAAACAUGCAGUUAGCAUUUAUUUUAUGUAAAUAUGUCAAAGAAUGAUUCUAGUCUUUUAGACAUGUGGUGGCAGCCUUACAACAAAGCUUUUUAUGUUGAAAAUUCUUGUGAAAAAAUAAUUACCUUGAAUUCUCGAACAAAUCACACCUGAGACAAUCCUUCCUGUUUGUAUGCGCUACAGCUUUCGUACUUUUUCAACAUAAAUCCGGCGUUGGAUCGCUGCAUGUGUUGCUGCGACCGACUGCGAAUAACUGACGCGGAUUGUGGGAUGGCCCCCUACUUGAAGGCGUGGCGCAGUGAAGGUCAAAGGUCGAAUCUGACCUGUCAAUAUCAUUAUGAAGUCUAUGGUAAAGGUUAAAAAAGUCAUAAUUCCUGCAUGAAAGGGUCUCUGUAUAUCUUCCUCUUUUGGCGGUUCAUUUCUUUCAUAGACACUGAUUCACUCAAGCCAUUUUUUUUAUCAAAGAAAUAGGGUUUAGUCUUCAAGGCUCAUGUUUACUGUAAUUAGGCAGAUUAGGGAAAACAUUUUUUUACUGGACUAUGGAGUACCUGUUUUGAUGGUUGCCUACAUUAUCAUUAGAGUACAGUAUUCUGAAGAUGUUUUAAACCCAACAUUUGUGAAGAUUUUUUUCUAUUCAACACCUUUUGGGACUUUGUGCUACAGAGCCCAACCCAAUUACAGCAAACGCUUACCAAGACAGUAGCAUGCAUACUAUUGGCUUGUUUGAUCUUGCCAGGUGCAUUUGUGAAGAUUGAGUUUUAACUUUCAAAAUGUUGUGACUUUUAUUUGGAUGUUUAUUGAAGUAACGAAAAGGUUUGUAGCGUGAAAACAUAAAGAUCAGAUUUUUUUUUUCCCCCAACUAAGACUGAUAAGUGCCACAUGCAGUGAGUGGUGUUAAUAAUUGGGGAGUAUUUUCCUUUGCCAAAUAAUCCUGUUUUACAUGUCUUUUUAUAUGUAAUGCUUUGGGCUGUGUAGAUCCAUGUCCUAUUUUUUGGAAUGAAUUAUUUGCAUUAUACGUAUAUUAUAUAUUACAAAUUGCAAUUAAAAUGUUUUGACUUA